AUGCAGCCCAUCUCAUCUGCCGUGCCAGUGGACACGUACACGGCGCCACUUGUGAACGCCUCUUACAAGCGCGCGAACGGCGAGGCACCUCUUUCCCGUAGCCGUGUGAACGACGGGCAGCACCCCUACGUGCCAGCGCUGGUGCGCCCCCAGCUGCAGUGCUUCUCUGAAAAUGAUAUACGUGCGCUAGAGCUGCGGAUGGAGUAUCAGGCGCGGGCUGCCGCGCGCAGCCAGCGCAUUGACGCGCGUGCCAGCCGCGUCUCCGCUGCGGCCCAUGCUGCAGCGGAGCAGCGCAGCGUGGUGCUGCGCCAACGGGCUGCUCGACAUGCCAAGGCGGCCGGUGAGGCAUGCGUAAAGAAGAUUCAGGAGGAUUACCGCACCAUGGGCGUGUGA
This is a messenger RNA of Leishmania mexicana MHOM/GT/2001/U1103, 393 nucleotides long. RefSeq lists its product as hypothetical. NCBI's taxonomy places the organism in Eukaryota, Euglenozoa, Kinetoplastea, Trypanosomatida, Trypanosomatidae. The record is from RefSeq and is a predicted model, not a curated record. The transcript has a single exon. Bases 1 to 393 code for a protein of 130 amino acids.